AUGGAGAGACUCUUCCACAUAGAAGACAUCCUUGCAUACAUAGACGAGCAGAAGAAGGACCAUGCAAGCGCAACGCGGCAGCUGUCAAUGUACUACGAAGCCACCCAGAAGAAUCUUGAGCCAAACGAAAAGACGUAUUCUUUAUGGGAGGGCUAUAUACACACGCUGGAGAAAAAUGGAUACGGGCACUCGGAAAUACGAGAGGUAUACAAAAUGCUGAAAAGCAAAUUUUGGAAAUUUGCGCGGUUUUGGCAGGGAUGGUUUGACUAUGAAAGCCGCCUCCCCAUCGACCAGAGCAAAAGAGCGAGGGUUUUGGAGCUGGCAAAUGACAUACUGCAGUACAAAGAGUGUGCGCAGAAGGAGAAAAUUAUGCUUUGGGUGCGGGAGAAGUCGUUUUCUGGCGGAGAAGACAUAACCCGCACAGUGUACAUGUAUCCAGAGACGCCGAGGAGCCAGCUGUUUUCCGAUGCACAUGGGGCAUCCUCCAGCAGCUCCAACAUAGAGCAUGCAAAGGGCGCCCACGAGGAGUGGCCCAGCUUGAGCGUGGCUGCGCACACAACUAACCCCGCAGCGUCGCCGAAAAAAGCCCGCGCAAGCUUUGCUUCUUUGCAUCCGGCCGGACACUUGGGCGCGGAAAGGCAAAGCGCGCAAAAAGACGCAGACAGCGAUGCCGGCGAUAGCCCAGACCGUGCAAACCCUUCAAGCGCGCCCGACUUCAUCCCGAUGGAUAUCGACAUAGAGUCUGUCCGGUCCGGAGAUUCUGGCUACAUUAUGUGCCCGAUGGGCACCCCUCUGCAUGCUUCUGGGCAAGCGCCCGGAGCUGGGCACUAUGAGCUCUCCGAGAGAAGGAGCAGCUUGCAGGAGAACACAAGCACAAACCUAGACAGAGCUCCGCAGCAGAAGCUGCAUCCGAAGAAUCACACAAAAGGCGGAGAGAUAACCCAGACCGGAGGCGUUUUUGACCUGGAAAUCGGCCAGGGCGUGGCAGAAACCGAGUGUGAAAAGCCCUCAAGCGCGCUGGCAACAGACAAGUAUUUCAACUCAACCGCGUCAAAGAAGAUCACGCUCAACGGAAAACGGCUUCGCAUACUCAGGACCAUAGGAAAGGGCGGAAGCGCAAAGGUGUACCAGGUGCUCUCGGACAAAAACGAGGUCUUCGCCUUAAAGAAGAUAAAGAUAGCGCAGGAGUCCGAGGACAGCGAAAUAUACAAGAGCUAUGUGAAUGAAAUAUCGCUCCUAAAACGGCUGAAGAAUCGGCACGAGAUAGUCACCAUGAAGGACAGCUAUGUAAACAGAGACAAAAUAGCAAUUCUUAUGGAGCACGGGGACAUUGACCUGUGCAGGUUUCUAGAGAUAGAAAAAAACCGAUUUCCCGGCGGCUACCGAAAGAGCGACGAAAACCACACAAUGAUCAGCAUAUGGGAGCAGAUGCUGCGAGCUGUAAAAUGCAUACACGAAAACCGAAUAGUGCACCGCGACCUCAAGCCAGGAAACUUUCUCUUUGUCAACGGAAGGCUGAAGCUCAUCGACUUUGGAAUAUCAAAAGAGAUCCGCAACGACACAACCAACAUCAUCCGAGAAAAGCAGAUAGGCACCAUCAACUACAUGUCUCCAGAGGCCAUAAUUGAGGGGAAGACAAAAAUGGGCAGAAACAGCGACAUAUGGUCGCUUGGCUGCAUUCUGUACGAAAUGUAUUUUGGCGAGUCGCCGUUCAUGCGGUUCAGCAACCUUGUGCAGCGCAUGCAGAAGCUGCUAGACCCCGACUACUCGGUGGAGCUGCCCUGCGAAGAGGAAAACGACAACGGGUACGCGCUGGUGGCGGCCGAGAUCAGAAAGUGUCUUGUAAGAGACCCCAAGGGGCGGGCAAAAAUAGAAAGCCUGCUAAAAAGCGGAAUAUGCGGAAAGCUGCAGAGCCGCGCAGAGGCAGAGCCAGCAGAGAAAAAGUGCUCCUUCAACAAGCUGGAGCUAAAGGAGUUUAUAUCGAAAAUAAUGGACCUGAAGCACACGUCUAGCACAGAGGAGGGACACGAAAAAAUAAUAGAGAAAAUAACAAGCCUGUACUUUGACAAACAAUAG
Nematocida major is the source of this 2076-nucleotide messenger RNA. Its product is annotated as serine/threonine-protein kinase TTK/MPS1. The record is from RefSeq and is a predicted model, not a curated record. NCBI's taxonomy places the organism in Eukaryota, Fungi, Microsporidia. Gene Ontology annotation, cellular component: nucleus; kinetochore; spindle. Gene Ontology annotation, biological process: chromosome segregation; mitotic spindle assembly checkpoint signaling; protein localization to kinetochore. Gene Ontology annotation, molecular function: protein serine/threonine kinase activity; ATP binding; protein serine/threonine/tyrosine kinase activity. Bases 1 to 2076 code for a protein of 691 amino acids. The transcript has a single exon.